This is a messenger RNA of Agrilus planipennis (emerald ash borer), 324 nucleotides long. Its product is annotated as putative glycine-rich cell wall structural protein 1. The transcript is spliced from 3 exons. The record is from RefSeq and is a predicted model, not a curated record. The coding region runs from base 1 to 324 and encodes 107 amino acids. NCBI's taxonomy places the organism in Eukaryota, Metazoa, Arthropoda, Insecta, Coleoptera, Buprestidae.
AUGGAGGGGGUGGCGGAGGAGGAGGAGGCGGGGGACAAUGGGGGCGGCGGUGGCGGAGGAGGAUGGCAAGGAGGCGGCGGAGGUGGAGGAUGGCAAGGAGGUGGUGGAGGUGGCGGAUGGCAAGGAGGUGGCGGAGGAGGUUGGCAAGGAGGCGGUGGAGGUGGCGGCGGUGGUGGCGCCCCAGUAAUCAAAAUCAUCAAACUCAGCGGAGGAGGUGGAGGUGGCGGUGGACACGGAGGCGGUGGCGGCGGUGGAUGGCAAGGAGGUGGUGGCGGCGGUGGAUGGCAAGGAGGUGGCGGCGGCGGUGGAGGUGGUUGGUGGUAA